Brassica napus (rape) is the source of this 631-nucleotide messenger RNA. RefSeq names its product non-specific lipid-transfer protein 4. Gene Ontology annotation, cellular component: membrane. Lineage: Eukaryota; Viridiplantae; Streptophyta; Magnoliopsida; Brassicales; Brassicaceae. Gene Ontology annotation, biological process: lipid transport. The record is from RefSeq and is a predicted model, not a curated record. Bases 106 to 444 code for a protein of 112 amino acids. Gene Ontology annotation, molecular function: lipid binding. The transcript has 2 exons.
CCACCUCACACUUUUCUCACAACCAACAGCAAAAUACAAUCUUAGAAAACAAAACUCAGCUAAAUCAACCUAUUUUCUUAUCACAAAAAGGAGAAUCAAAACACCAUGGCUAUUGCUCUUAGGUUCUUUACAUGCCUUGUUUUGACGGUGUGCAUUGUCGCAUCAGUAGAUGCAGCAAUCACAUGUGGCACAGUGACAAGUAGCUUGGCUCCAUGUGCCACCUACCUAUCGAGUGGCGGGGAGGUGCCACCUCCAUGCUGUGCGGGAGUCAAAAAAUUGAAUGGUAUGGCUCAAACCACAGCGGACCGCCAACAAGCAUGCAAGUGUCUAAAGGCCGCUGCACAGGGCAUCAACCCAAGUCUAGCCUCUAGCCUUCCUGGAAAAUGCAGUGUUAGCAUUCCCUAUCCCAUCUCCAUGAGUACCAACUGCGACAACGUCAAGUGAAAUGGGAGUUUAUGUCAACAUUAGCGUGAAGUGUAUGGUUUAGUAUAAGAUAAUAAAAGACGGCUAUCUAAGCUGUUAUUACCAUACUCUUGUCAUGUUACUUUGUAAUCUUUUCUUUCUUGUAUUGUAUCUUGAUAUGCUUAAGAUAUGAUAAUAGUACCUUAUUAAUACAUCUUCUCUUUAUAUC